AUGCUUUCCCAAUGGUUCGAUUCCAUAUGCACCGCAAAUGAGGCUUCCCUAUUGCUCGUUCAUUUCCAUGUCUUCUUUUACUUCUACCGCUUUAAAUUGAGCCAUUUAGGUUUGUAUUUGUUCAGUUCUCUCGUUGGACGACCAUCUUACAGACUGAUUGUCGUGGACUUCACUGCCGCAUGGUGCGGUCCGUGCCGUGCCAUCGCUCCAGUUUUUGCAGAGUUGGCUAAGAAGAUGAGUAAUGAUAUAUUCUUGAAGGUCGAUGUUGAUAAAUUGAAUACUGUUGCUGCGGAAUGGGGAGUGAGUGCUCUCCCUUGUUUCAUGUUCUUGAAGAAUGGGAAGGUGGUGGGCAGGUUUGUCGGUGCAAGAAAAGAUGCAUUGCAGAAGAUUGUUUUACAGCAUGCCUAAUGGGAAGUCUAUGUUGAGGAGAUAUCAUCAUCUGUUCUUUGGAUUUCAUUUGAAGAGAAAGGUGCCACCUUUCCCCAGCUGGUAAUAAAUUGAUGCUUUUGCUGAGCACAACUUUAAAUACAUUGAUUGCUCCG
Messenger RNA from Cucurbita moschata (crookneck pumpkin), 542 nucleotides. Its product is annotated as thioredoxin H1-like. The transcript has 3 exons. The record is from RefSeq and is a predicted model, not a curated record. Bases 1 to 408 code for a protein of 135 amino acids. NCBI's taxonomy places the organism in Eukaryota, Viridiplantae, Streptophyta, Magnoliopsida, Cucurbitales, Cucurbitaceae.